CUUGUCCUUAAGCUUUCCAACGUGCAACUGGGUGUUAUCCUGCUCACGACCGGUCGAACUUCUGUUACUCUUCCUCGGAUGGCGUCGCAAUCUCCGUUCGAGCACGUGGCGCGAAACUUGCGGGCGAUCGGCGCGCUGUCCGUCGAGGAGUAUCUGGCGAAGAGUGGUCACGAGCAGGACACCAGCCCAGUCGCCGUGGAAGUCGACAAUAUCAUUGGUGACAGUGCGAUCUCACGCCUACGCGCGUUAUGCGCCCCACAAGGCAGCGCCAUUCUCACAGGAAGUCUCGCCCCACGCGCAAAGCUAGAGGUCGAACUCAUAGACGAGGGCCCGGAUAGAAAACGAUGUGUGGUGACGAUCACCCGGCCAGGCGGAGAGGCGCGGGCGUUUCGGUCGCCUGUGAAUUGUGCGAGUGCAGAGGAGGCAGAGGAGGUUGCGGCGGGUGUUGCGCUAGAGAGAGGGGUGGCGGAGUUUAUAGCUGUCGGGGAUGAGGAAGAGGUCCGGGCGGCCAAGGGGACAUUGCUUGUGUCCCUUGACAAGCAAGCGCCUGUGAUCGAGGUCCUGACUGCUGUUGGGCACAUCGAAGAGUGUUGUAGGGAAUGGCGCGGGCCAUCGGUUGAGCCGGCGUGGUAUACGUUUGCAGGUUCAAACAGCUAUGGCGCGUGUCUCAAGAUCGCACUUAGUCCACACAACUACCGCGUAUACUCAUGCUCGCCAGAGUUCGCCACGCCCCUCACUGCGCAGCAAAAGUGCGCUGCAAUUGCCCUCGACGAGGGUGUUCUCGAUUUUAUCAUGCAUGGCAAUGGACAAACAAAGCCGACACCGAUAUCGAGGAAUUCAUCAGAUCACGUGUCAGUACCAUGGUCGCUGCAAGCUUUCUUCGAGACGAUCCCGCGGCCACUAGAGGAAGACUUUGGUGCACGGACUGCGCCCCAGAUCCAGCCUGUUGGUUGGUUAGGCAGCAUUGUCGCACAGGCGAUGGGGACCCGGUUUAGCUCAGCAUACUACGCGGUCGACGUUUUGGACCAGCCAGUGCGAAAAGCCCAUGGUUGUCUCCUGCGGCUGAAACGAUCCUGCCCAGACACUGAUGUCCCCACCAUCUACUCAUACCUUGUUGAGCCGCAGGCCAACUCGCAAAAAGAGGCACGUGCCGCCGUAGCCCUCCUUGCGCUCUCCCUUGGGGCAGGAAAGAUGAUACGAGCGGCACACGAAGAAUGUCUCGGCCUCGUCUCGCCCGACGUGCGCCAUUUUGUGACCAAAUCGGUGCUGUCGGUGCUUGGCACGGAGGUGCGGCGCGCCAGCGGGAAGGCCCCGCUGUUUGAGUUCACCACCGUCGACAACGCUUUUGGAUGUACCUUGACCUUGUUUGCGACCCUGACCGCCGCUGACCCGCUGGUGUACACUGUCCCUGAGCGGUACGCGAGCAAAGCAGAUGCUAAGGUUGCGGUGACGCAUCUGGCUGCGACACGGGGCGUGCUGGAUGUGUUGACCCAACCUGCAUUUCCUGAGGGUGAUGGCGCUGGGAAGAAGCGCAAGAAGAAGAAGCAGGCAAUGGGAAGCACGCACAGUGGCAAGAAGCAGCGCAUAAUUGGUGGUGGGGUUAGAUUGUCGCUAUCGACUCGGAAGAGGUCGGGGAGUUUGGAGGAGGGGGAGAUCUCGGAGUAG
Molecule: messenger RNA, 1665 nt
Organism: Mycena indigotica
Lineage: Eukaryota; Fungi; Basidiomycota; Agaricomycetes; Agaricales; Mycenaceae
Exons: 5
Coding region: 79-1665 (528 amino acids)
Source: RefSeq, a predicted model, not a curated record